UUCUUCUCACCAUCUAGAGCUCACGACCCAAUCCUCGCAUGAAGCGAAGGGACUUCAACUCCAACUACCGCACUACUUCCAAACUCCCUAACAAAAUUCUCCACACUCUACCCCACAACCUCUACAACACAUAUCAAUCUGCUAACCUCCAUUCCUUCACCCACCCUAAACAUAGUAAGAGAUUUUUUGUGAGGAAGAAAAAGUGAACGGAGAGGAAACUUAGUACGGGAUUUGAACGGUUGAGAGAAAGGAAGGAGAGGAAGGAACUUGAGGAGAUUAAGGAGCAGUAUAAGCAAAUCCUACAAGAGCUGUCAGAGAUCAAGAGCUUGCUCAAGGCUAAUAGCAUGCAAGAAUACAAGAGACAUGAAAGCGUAGUUGAAAGUCCUGAUCUAAUCCUGGAAACAGUCGAUGGAGUCACUGAGUUCUUAAGAUUUUCAAAUCCGACAGAGGAAGAGAAAGUGGGCACAAAAAAACUGGCUGCAGUAAAACCUGGCCCACCACCAGUGAUCACGAUGCAAGAAAAAGCUCUUCUGAGGGAUCUAAUGAAGCUGCACAAUAAUAAACGAAUAGAGACGAUGUUUAAAGAGAAGAUUGGUAGGGAUAUAUCUAUCAGAGAUCUACAGAAAAGAGGCUUUCUUAGUAAGGCAGGGAUUAAAGCAAAGCCCCAUAGAAAAACAUAUAAAGCUCUCAAACUAGAUUCAUACCAGUCAUCUUCUAGAAAGCUUCUUGGAGAGGAAAAGAACCAGAAAAAUGAGGAUGGAUUAUCUAUUUGUCAAGUUGAAGGCAUAUCCUUGAUUAACAAGCAGAUAAAUGAGGAGGGAGAUAAAUCUGUCAGACUUGGUUUAAGUUCUAGGAAAUAUUCAGAUCCUGCAUCAGACGAGCAGUAUCGCAAGAUGUUAGCUACAAGUUUAGAUGAGAAGCCUCCAUGAAUGUUUGAAAAGGAAAAGAAGGCUUCAAUAAAUUCAGGAAAUGGUUAA
Molecule: messenger RNA, 977 nt
Organism: Moneuplotes crassus
Lineage: Eukaryota; Ciliophora; Spirotrichea; Euplotida; Euplotidae
Source: the annotation of a GenBank genome assembly